Messenger RNA from Paecilomyces variotii, 553 nucleotides. RefSeq lists its product as hypothetical. The coding region runs from base 59 to 346 and encodes 95 amino acids. The record is from RefSeq and is a predicted model, not a curated record. NCBI's taxonomy places the organism in Eukaryota, Fungi, Ascomycota, Eurotiomycetes, Eurotiales, Thermoascaceae. The transcript has 2 exons.
ACGUUCCACGAUUGAAUGUAUCCUGAUUUAUCCUUGAAAUUCGCCGACUUCUUUAAUAAUGGAAAGCAGUCACGACGCGUGUUAUGCUUUUCUAAGUCCUUGGCAUAAGUCCGGAUCUCACAACACUGCCAGCAUUAAUGGUAGACACCAGGAAGAUCCGGACGGUUGGCACCUGACUUUCUGUUAUAAAGAUUCGACGCGGCUCGCGAACGGGACCCAUACCGCGUGCCACGGAUAUACCCCUGGAAAAAGACGUAUGGGAGCUGGUGAAAUCUACCCAUGCCGGUGUCAAGUCAGACUCUGUUUUGAGGAGAAACGGAAAAGCUGUGUGGCCGGCAGAGAAUGAAUUGGAGGCUGCUCCCGAAACUGGCUAUGGACAUCUGUGAGGACAUUUACAAGGAAAUACUGAGCUAUAUAUGAGCCAUAUUUGUGGAUUUACAAAUGAUCGAUGACAUUCGGGAUGUGAUAGAGUGUGGAAAAGUCCAUAUAAGUUCAACUACAUCGGAUCAGCCUAGAGCCAAAUUCCCAAUAACUAGUCACGUAACAAUAAUGC